This is a messenger RNA of Emiliania huxleyi CCMP1516, 1647 nucleotides long. RefSeq lists its product as hypothetical. The record is from RefSeq and is a predicted model, not a curated record. Bases 1 to 1647 code for a protein of 548 amino acids. The transcript has 3 exons. Lineage: Eukaryota; Haptophyta; Isochrysidales; Noelaerhabdaceae.
AUGGUGGUUUAUGGGCCAAGCAAGUCUGCACGUGAGAGUUACCUGAGGAACGCGCCAGAGUGGGCGCUCCAAAACGGCCCCAAGCUGCUCGUUGCGCUGAAUGUCUGGCACGACGGCAAGCCCCCGCUGAUCGACCAGUUCCCGGAGCUCCGAGCCGCCCUUGGCCUGACGCGGACCCCCAACCGAGCUCUCACCGACGCCGGCACCAGCGCCGGGCUCGCCGGCCUCGACCAUAUGCUCGACGCGGCGAGGGCUGCGGAGUCAGACGUCAGGCGCGGCCACGCGCUCUACAUCUUCAACAAGGUGUGCAUCGAGGACGGGCACUACCUGCGGGCGGAGGGGCUCGAGGAGGAGGAGGAGGCGACGGGAGCAUGCUGCUACGUGGACGACUGCCAGUACGGCCGCGAGGAGGGCGAGGAUCUCCGCAUGGUCUACUGCGAGGCAUGCAAGACCUGGUUCCACGUUGAGUGCGUUCUCCGCCUCGGCGACCCGUACGACCCGAACGAGCGGCACCACCUCGCCUUCAACUGCAGCCUGUGCCGCGAGGCGGGCGCCACGCUGGCCAAGUACGUGCCGCGCUCGACUGUCGCCGUGAACAUGGACUGCGGAUUCAAGGCAGCGGAGGGGCGCAAUGAGGGUGCCCUCGUGCCCGGCAGCCGAGAGACCAUCAAGGAUGAGUUUGUGAAGGGCCGCCUCGGGUCCCUCUCCAUGAACGCGCUCUACCUCGAGCUGCCAGCCGAGGGGCGCGUCGAGGUCGUGAUGCUGCGAGGAUACGGAGUCAAGCCGACGGUCCGCGCCGUGGAGCGGAGAUUCGACGAUCUCCGCCUGUACACCUUCGAGCUGGGUCAGGGCGACCUGCAUUCGGUGGCGACCUUCCGCCACUCCCCGGCGGCGGCCGUGCUGUUGCCGAUCGGCGAGGCGGAGGGCGCCUUCGAGCGGACGAACGGCCGAGGCCGCCGCAAGACGACGAUGCCGCUCCCCGAGAAGCUCGACCUUCUGUGCAACAACCUGCGCUAUCACUUGGCGGUCAAUGCGAACAUCGGCCUCAGCCGUGAGGGCGGGUCGGGAGGCGGCUCCAGCGCCGUCUUCCUCGCAAAGCCGACCGUGUUCGAGCUCGGCGACGAGCUGUACGGCAAACAGGAGAUGAUCGGCGAUCACGACGACGCCGCGGAGCUUCGCCGCAUCAUCGCUGCACGGCGCGACGAGGCGCGCGCCGACACCGCUCGCCGGCGUCUUGAGCUGCUCCAGCUGCUGAGCGGCGAGGGCGCGCCUACCGAGCACAAGUACGACCCGCCGAAGGAGGCGCUCUCGGCGUACAUGCUCUGGUCGAUGCAGGAGCGCAAGUCGGAUGCCUACGCCGGCAUGAAGGUGCCCGAGGCGGGCAGGGCGCUCGGCGCGACGUGGAAGACGAUGGACGAGGCGGCGAGGGCGCCGUGGGUCGAGGCGUCGAAGGAGGACCACGCGCGGCACGCUCGCGAGAUGGCGAGCGACGUGCCCAGUCCCGAGUUCGCGCGCGAGGCUGCCGGCAGCUCCGGCGCGGCCGAGAAGGCCGGCGCCAAGCGCACCCGCCCGCACGCCACGGAUGGCGGCGACGCGCGAUUUGGCGGCCUCUCUGCGAAGGCGUGGGGCAAGCAGCGCGCACCAUGA